UCGUUAACAAAACCAGAGCAAAUACUAUAAAAUAUUUGUUUUUCAUGAAGAGCAUCAGUUGCAUGCAUACCUACAUUUAAUUUUUUCGACAUGUACGACAAACCGAAUGCUCCUUCACAGAUUCUUCUUUUCGCUGACCCUCCCAUUCUGAACGAACUCUGUGUUGUCACAGCAAAAUUGAGCAAGCAAAUCGCGCAACAGUCGUCUGCCGUACAACCCCAAAUACUCAAAUGCAGAGAAAUAAUCUUCACUGAGCCUACUAUCAUUGCUACUCCAGCUUAUGAUGUCAGCAAUGCAUUCUAUGUUGUCAUGGAGCAAUCGCUUUAUAAGACUGGAAGGUUACAGGCAAGGUUCCAGAAAAUUGGUCUUGAGGCCAGCAAGCCUACAAUGGUAAGCCCUGCAAUGUACCAGGCCUGUCUCAGAUACACCCUAGUUGCCAGGAUUGCUCCGAACUGGAAUAAGACUGGCGAAUGGUUGAUACAGGGUAGAGAUUUCCUAACAUCCAAUGGCUAUGUAAAUGCUGUGAAGCUAGAUAUAACAGUGAACCAGCAGGAGAUGUACUUUUCACUGGAUGCCACAACUGUAAAAUUCCUACCGCUACAUGUUGAAGACCUUGAUAUAUACGGUAAAUGCUAUAAAGAGUUCAUGCAGUACCGCCAUGCAGAAAUAGAUGCAUCAGCUAUAGGCUCUCCAUGGUCCCAUGUCCUACCCAGCAUGAAGAAAGGUAAAGUUGUGGGUGUGACCCGGACGUUACCUCAGAACGGGCCUUUCAAGUCCUACAAGGACCUCAAAAGACACUGGAAAAACACUUAUGGUUAUCGUCUGCCAGAGUCAGAGGAUGGAAUAAUUUACUACCAAGUUCAUUUUCGACCUCUCGGAGGAAGAAUAUUCACGUACCCAGAAGUUUGUCUGAGAGCCAGUGACAUCCAAAGGGUCCCACGUGUAGAUCCAAAACCUAUACUGACGGCCUUCCUCCAGGGUGUGCAGAGCAAGAUGUCGAGUAUCUGUGGGAUUCCUCUCAGGCUACAAACAAAAGCCAAGUACCCAAUCCUAGAGUUGUUACCACCUAACCUACAGAUGUCCAAACAGGCAAACCUGUCAGGCAGAUCAUCAAGUGGAAAAAUAAUUUACCGCAGCAAAGAUGAAAUGGAGGUAAUGCUAAACAGAACACAUAGUGCCUCACAAAGCUCCCAAUCGACCGUCCAGCUGAUUGACAACAACCAUCCUCGGGACUCACAAAGCCGGGUUCCUGUACACCAGGAUGACAAUGAUGGAAUAUUCCAGAGUAGAAAUGAGUUGACUCAUAGUGAGGCUACAAUGUCUAGUGUACCUCGGUCUGGAAGUAAUCACCAAAGGGAGAUAAUUUCUUCAACAAGAGAUCCUGCAAAUAAGGUGUAUCGUGAUACGUCGCAGCACACAAUAGGAUCCGAACAGUCAACUCGGACAUCUGGAGGUAACAGUUGCACCCAACCAACCCCUAUACCAGGCUCACGAAUUAUUCCAUCUUUCGCUGCCAAGAAGUUUAAUAGUCAAAAAUCCAACCACGUCAACACAUUUGGAUCGUCAGCAACAAGCACUCAAAUAACUGUGCCAGUAUUUAAGCCUAAAAAGAUUGGAACUGUUGGCUCAUCUGUCCUACCAUCUUCUUCAAUCAGUAAUGGCACAGCACCUAAUGGAAAGGACCUACCGACACGGCCAGCCAUCAAAGUUACAUGUUUUACUGAGGAGAAACCAUCACAUUGCCAGAUAGAUGGAUCCGUCUUAUCAGAAACAGCCAUAGUGCCUUCCGUGGCAACAUCGUUUAAACAUAAACCUGUGAACUCUAGUAAGGGCAGCUUUAUGACUGGACAAACACCACAGCAGUCCACAGUGAAGUACACUCCGAGUCUGUUGUCUUCGUCAGUGAGGGUACCCCGUACUAACACUGGCUCAGGAACACCAUUGGAAACACCAUCGACACCACAGACUCCUUCCUUCCAUAUACCAUCCACACCCAAGGUGCAUCAGGUCACCCCAAAAGGAACUCCUACAUUGUCAAAGAAAAGACCAAAACAGGACGAGGAAGGAACACCAAAGAUAAAGAAACCAAGAGCAAAACCUCAGAUACAAGAAAAUUUGGAUGUUGAAUUAUUUGCUAGGGCAAACCAGCUACAAAAGGCGAAUGCUGCAACCCUGAUUGCCUGGCUGAGAGACAAAGGGAUCCAGCACAAGUCAAAGGACAAGAAAUCUGACCUGAUUGACCGGGUCAAUACUGUCUUAGGACUCGGUAUGGAACCUUAAUUGACACUCAACUGACCAGAUAAACAACCUGCAACAAAAUCUUGACACUGUAAACCAUGAAUUUCAUCUGGCAGAAAUGUGAAGUACUACAGUUUGAUACCCGAUAAUGGUGAUUACCGGGGUAACCCUUUCACCCCUAGGUAACUUAAGUAGACUCUGCCAUACAUUGAUCUGGAUGAGUCCAUUAUGGUCUAUAGUGGUGAAAGGGUUAAGAACUGACUAUGGAGAUACUAAAUGUAUCAAGACUGACUUAAUCAUCCUAUAUCUCGUUACUUGUCAAUAAAUUCAACAUAUCUAUGGAAAUUACACCAAGUAAGUAUGCAAGUGUCAUGUUUUUCUUUUCUUGUGUGUUGAUUUUGCGAUGGGAGUUUCCGAAAACUUUUAUUUAUUCAGGGGAUUUGAGUUCAAAAGAGGAACCAUAACGGAUACAAAUAUCACGGGUUAAAAUGUGUCUAAUUAGAUAUUAACGCAACAUAUCUUGGUCCGCUCUCCUCCCUUAUAUUAACAUGACAAUAUUAACUUCACGACCAGUAAGUGAAUUACAAAAGUCAUCCUUGGUUUAAAUAAGUUCAACAAGUUAGAUUUAGAUUUUGAAGUUCAUGUAACUUCACAAAGAGUAAGAGACUCAUUUCUGUGUGAGGAAUAUAAGGAAUUUCCACCAAAACAAAUAUGAAUUGGAGUAAUACCCAAGGUUUUGCGAAGUAUUUCAGUCCCAAUUAAUUUCCCCAUGUGUAAAAUUUCCCUAUCUUCUACACCACAGGGAUGUGCUUAACACUGUUGUAUAUGAAAGAGUAUUUUGUUCUCUUUCCUCUUCAACAAAUGACAUAAAAGUCUCCAUGUGAAUGAAAUGAUGAUUCUCAAAGAGGUGUCUUCCAUCUGAUUGCAAGACAAUGGUACAGAGAUUUUGCAAUAAUUGUGGCAUCAUGAUGCUCCCGCUCAUG
Mizuhopecten yessoensis (Yesso scallop) is the source of this 3221-nucleotide messenger RNA. RefSeq lists its product as uncharacterized. The record is from RefSeq and is a predicted model, not a curated record. Lineage: Eukaryota; Metazoa; Mollusca; Bivalvia; Pectinida; Pectinidae. Bases 91 to 2280 code for a protein of 729 amino acids. The transcript has 13 exons.